Molecule: messenger RNA, 5021 nt
Organism: Lucilia sericata (common green bottle fly)
Lineage: Eukaryota; Metazoa; Arthropoda; Insecta; Diptera; Calliphoridae
Gene: Tango1
Product: transport and Golgi organization protein 1
Exons: 10
Coding region: 179-4837 (1552 amino acids)
Biological process (GO): vesicle cargo loading; endoplasmic reticulum to Golgi vesicle-mediated transport; protein secretion
Cellular component (GO): endoplasmic reticulum exit site; endoplasmic reticulum membrane
Molecular function (GO): protein binding
Source: RefSeq, a predicted model, not a curated record
AGGCUUGGCCGACUUUAAGACAAACCGACGCAGGUUUCUGUAUGUGUGAUGUGGCCAACGAAAACUAUUUUUCCAUUUUUUUACGAGACAAAUAUAGAGAUUUCUAAAUAAAAAAGGAAAAUAAUUGGGAAAAAAGUGAAAUUUAUUGACGAAUAGCAAACGAAAAACGCAAUGCACAAUGUGGAAACUACAAGAGGCAACGAAUUUAUUAAUACGAUUAAUUUUAAUCUUAGUUUUUACUGCACAACUUUUGGACACGACUCUGGCGUUAUCGGACAAAAGAUUAUGUGCAGAUGAAAAUUGUAAAGGAAUCAUUUCUUUGGGUACGGGAAAAAUUAAUUAUCGAGCGGGGGCAGAGGGUAUGGUAUCGUUUAAGAUUAAUGCUCCUAUACGCAUCAAAUCAAAGAGUGCUGGCAAGGAUCCUUCACUCUGGGGCAUUGAAGUUAAUGGUCGAGAGGGUUAUGCUCCAAAACAAUUUAUACGUGAAACAAAAGUUCUAAUUGGAGAGAAAAACCUCAAGUAUAUAGUUGAUGUUAAACCAGUCAAUGCAGUUCCUAUUUUAAGCACCUCCGAAAAACCAGUGGAACAGGAAAAUAUUGUAGAAACAACCACCACUAAACCUCUUAAUGUAGUACCUUUAGAAUCGACUGAGAAACCUUUAGAAAAUAAUUCCAGUGAAAAUAAUGCUCCUGCUGAAGCACCUGCUGUUGCCACACCUGUUUUAUCAGAAGUUGUAGAUGGCACACAAAUACCGAUUUUUGCCAAUGAAUCAGAUGGUGUCGUGGAAGAGGUGGAUGAAGAUGUUAAACCUCUAAAUAAAUAUGAAGUGGAAGAGGAAAUAUAUGAAGAUGAAAUUGGUGAUUAUGAUGAGGAAGAUGAGGAAGAGGAAUUGCUUUAUAAGCAGCAAAUGCAAAAAGCACAAGAACAGCUAAAAGCAACUUUAGCAACUGAUAGCAAUAAGGAUAUGAAACUAGCAGAAGUAAAUAAUACUAAUAAUGAAGCCUCACAAGAAGAUUUAAAUAAGAGAGAAGAAAAUAAACUACAAUCUUCACAAGGUGAAAAUGACAAUAAUUCAGUCAGAAAUGAUAUAAAGUCUGAAGUUUUAGAGGAAAAUCUUGAAAUUUUAAAUGAAUCACAAGAAAAACCAAAUACAAUCUUGGAUCCAGAAUCAGACACAGAUCACUUGAAAGAAGAAAGAUCUCUCGAAAUUUUGCCAAGUACUGAAGUUUUGAAUGAUAGUAUAACACUUGAAAAAGAAGAAAUUUUUAAAAAUUUUGAAAAAGAAGAUAUGGGGAGUAAAGUCGUUGACGAAAAUGCACAAACGCAGCAGGUUUUGCAAGAAAACCCUACUGCAGCUAAUGAGAAUCAACUGACUCCAGAACAAGUGAAUAAUGGUUCAAUUGAUGGUACACAAAGCCAAGAACAGCCACAAAAUGAUGCAGCUGAUGCUAAAGAUACUGUUAACACUGAAAAUUUACCCCGGAUUACAAAGGAAAUCAAAGAAAACGAUUCAUCUAAUGUUCACAGUCCAGCCAGUGAUAUUAACAAUAAUACUAAUGAAAAUUUCGCUAAAAUAGAUGAGCUAACAAAUACCGAAGAAAAUCUUAAGAUUAACAAUGAACAGGAUCUUUCAGAGACAAACAAAGUAUUGGAUGUUGUAACACCGAAAGAGCCUUUAUCAAUGCAGGAGGAAGAAAAAAGUACAACCGAGAACACCAAUCAGCAACAGGAGAUUCUAAAUGAAAAUUCUGCACAACAAUUGAAAACAGAUAAAAAGCCUGAAGCAGACAACACGAAUAGUUUGCCUACACACCAUAAUGACAAUCUAUUGACACAACCCACAAAUACAGAAUCUGCUUCAAGUACAGAAUCUCAUGAAGUUGAAGUUACUACUCCACAAUAUUAUGUUGAAGAAAUAUUAACUACAACUCCAACACCUAUUAACCAAGAAGAAAAGAGGCACGAGGAAAAUGUAAUAGAAAAUAUUAAUCCAACAACCUACAGUCCAUAUUAUGAUGCCUCUUCAAAUACACCAACACCUGCACCUCAUUAUGAUCAUCAUGAUCAUAAUCAUUACGGUGAUAAUACCGAUCAAUAUGGCCAUAAUCAUGAUCACGAUCAUUAUGACUACUAUAAACAGGAAGCAACAGAAAUACCUCCAAAUAAUUACGAUCAUCAUCAUAACGAUCAUUACCAUCACACUAAUCAGCAUAUAACAACUGAAAUUCCACCAAAUGACUAUUAUGCCCAACAAUAUGAGUACGCUUCCACUGAAAGUUCAAACCAAAAUAUCGGUUCGUUUGAGGAAAUUACAAUUGCAAGUUACAAUAAUAUACCCUCUACCGUAGCUCCGGAAACUGCUACAGCUUCGAUGAAAAGCGAAGAUAAAAAAGAAGAACAACCAAAAGCGUUACCAUCAUCAACACCACCAACUUUUGAGGAAAAUAAAGAAAAUAAGGGAUUAUUUGCUACUAUCAUGGGUACGGUUAAUAAUGUGCUGUCACUCAAUAAGAAAAACAAACAUCAUGAAGAUGAAAAUGAAUUAGAUAGAAUAUUAUAUUCGACUGGCAAUGGACAUAAACCUAGUUAUGAAGGAUUAAGUGAAGCGGAAAGUUUACAAUAUUGUAAGGAAAUUGGACCCAAUGGCGAUUGUCCUCAAACGCCGGAGCAUAAUCAUUAUCACCCAGAAUCCGAACACCACCACCAUUCUUCGGCGAAAUCAAUCUUUAGCAGUGAUUUAACUUUCGAUACUUUCCUGAAAGCUCUAGCUGCGAAAAUUCUUGAAAUCAGCGAAUUAUUAGCCUUUUUAGUUAUAGUGGCAGCAGCUUCGCUGUUUUUUAUUUUUGGCUACUAUUGUUUCUGCAAUAGCAGUCGUGAGGGAGCUUUGCUUUCAAAACUCAAUCAAUUGGAAAGUAGCCUGCUAGCGUCCCAUAAAGAAAAUGCUAUUUUGAAACAUAAUUUAAUGUCUACACGACAAAAACUAGCUAGUAUAGAAGACAAUUCAUUUGGUUCCAACGAUAUGGUGGUUUCUUUGAAAAAGGAACUAGAGGAGGAAUUAAUGGAAAAGGCACGAUUGCAGGAGCAAAUUACAGUUUUGCAAAAAGAACUAGAAAAUGCUGCAGAUGCGGGUAUUGAACUAAACAAAAUUGUAUCCGAAUUGUUAAGCAAUCAAACAGGAGAUGAAAGUAUUAUAAGUAGUGUAGAGGAGUUACAAAAACAACUAAACGAGCAACAAAACACUAUUUUGGAAAUCAAUGCCAGUUUGGCUGAAAAGAGUCGUGAAAAUAGUGAAUUGCAAUUGUUAAUAGCAGAACAAAAUGCUAGAUAUGAAACGGAAUUGGCUAAUGUACAACGUGACAACGAUGAGCUGGAGCAUGAAAAGGGCAAUCUAAUGACUAGAUUGGAAGAGUUGAAAACUGAUUUCGAUAAGGAUAUAACAGCUGCUUUGGAAGGUAAAAAUAUGGAAAUCAAGAGAUUACAAAAUGAAAUUGUAGACUUGAGCAAUAAAUUGGAAAAUGAACAUACUAAAUGGCAAACAAGUGUGGCUAAAAUUGAGGCUUUGGAAGAGUGUUUGAAAAACGUAAGAAAAGAUCCCAAUGUUAACAUUAGCGAAGUUAUAGAUGUGGCCAAUGUCAAAGCUCAACUUAUAGAAACACAAAAGAAAUAUAAAUCGCUAAAGGAGCGUUUAGAAAUUGAAUUGGAUCAAAGAAAAUUAGCAGAAAAUCAGUUACAAGUAAUAACCGCUGAAGUGGAAAAACUAAAACAAGAUUUCAAUCAAUCAGAAAAGGAUAAAUUGGAGGCACAAACACGACUAGAAGUAUUAUCAAAUUACUUCAAGGAUAAAGAAAACCAAUUGCAAAAAGAGUUAAGCUUAAAGGAAGCCAUGUGGUUGAAACAACAAGGUGAAACUACCACCACUGUGGAUCGUGUAACUGCCAUGCAAGAGGAAAUACAAUCAUUAAAAUCUCAAAAUGAUUCAUUACGUGCUGAGAUAGAGGCACAAGUAGCAGCUCAUAAAGCCCAAACAGGCACCUUGGAGAAUAGAGCUCAUGAGACCUGGUUAGCGGCGCGACAAUCUGACCGACGUUAUGAGGAAGCCAGAGCAGAAGCCACGGCCUUAAGGCGUCAAUUAACUGCCUUGGCUGGUGGUAAUGUCAAUGAAGCCAAUAAAGCCCCAGCUGGUCCUGUAGUUUUAGGUGAUGAGUUAACACAAGCACCCUCACCCAUACAUAUGGAAUCACCAGGUUCACCCAUGUUGGGUAGAAUGCCACCACCACCAUUUCUACCACCACCUUUUAUGGGACCACCACCACCCUUUAUGGGUAUGCCACCACCACCUCCAUUUGUGCCACCCGGUGAAAUGCGUCCAGCACCAUUGGGACGCAUUAUGUCUCCACCGCCACAACGUUCGGGUCGUUUCUCACCUCAGCACCUAGACUAUGAAGAUUAUUUGGAUUACGAGGGUGGUAAUAAUACAUGGCACCGUCACACAUACUCACCUCCACCACGUACAUAUCGUUCACUCUCUCCCACUGAUAGUCGCUACAACUAUGGUACUGAGCGUGAUUUAAUGUCUACCUACGAUACAGAGACAGACUUCAGUCCACCUCCUAGUCCCCGAGAGUCUAGAAGACGAGGUGGCCAUAGCAGUGAGAGAAUCGAUAAUAGUAGUAGUAAAAGUCCUUAUGGUAAUACAAAAAAAUUCAACUCAUCCCAUAAAGGACCCUUAAGUUCUGGUUCCGAAAAAUCUUUUAAUACUUCUUCACAUCAUGAUAAUAAAACCAAAAAAGGCACCUCUAGUAGUGGUGGUGGCGGUGGCGGUAAAAACUUAGUAUGAUUUAUUGUUGUUGAGCAAUUAAAUCACAACAAAACUACCUUUAAAACAAUUCCAUUUUAAACGCAUUAAGCCAAUGACAAAGUCUGAGAGUGUGUGAGUCUAGCGUAUGCCGUGUCUGCCGUUCAUUGUUAAUUGUGUAGUUAUUUUUUUUUUAAAUUUACCUAAUCAACUACUAUAAAAAAAA